Vigna radiata var. radiata (mung bean) is the source of this 2538-nucleotide messenger RNA. RefSeq lists its product as uncharacterized. Bases 1 to 2538 code for a protein of 845 amino acids. The record is from RefSeq and is a predicted model, not a curated record. NCBI's taxonomy places the organism in Eukaryota, Viridiplantae, Streptophyta, Magnoliopsida, Fabales, Fabaceae. Gene Ontology annotation, molecular function: nucleic acid binding. The transcript has 6 exons.
AUGGAUGACAUGGAUCAGUCAGCCAACCCUGCCAACCCUUUUUACUUACACCCUAGGAAGAAUCUUGGCCUAACCCUCAUCUCUCAAGUCCUAAGUGAGACUAAUUAUUCUUCUUGGAGCAGAAGCAUGAGAAGAGCCCCCCUUUCCAAGAACAAGAUCAAGUUUAUUGAUGGGUCAAUCAAGAAACCGCAAAGAAGUGAAGCUUUGUUUGAUGCAUGGGAAAGAUGUAACAUGAUGAUGCUCUCAUGGAUUGUAAAGACACUUUCUCCACAUAUUGCAGAAAGUGUGAUAUAUGUUGAAGAAGCCAAAGAAUUAUGGGAUGAGUUAAGGGAAAGAUUUUCUAAAGGCCCAUACCCAGUUGUACCUGUGACAUCCCUUUGCAACUAUGAGCUCUCAAAGAUUUCUCUAAAAUACAGAGAAAUAGAACACAUUAUAUGCUUCUUGAAAGGGCUAAAUGACACCUAUAACACUGUUCUUUUGAUGGAGCCACUGCCCAACAUUAAUCGUGUUUUCUCUCUCAUUAUGCAACAAGAGAGACAGGAAAGAUCGAAUACUGGCACUGUAACCCAGAACCAGUUUGUUGAAACAACAAGAAUUCUGGCCAAUGUCACUGACAAAUACAACACUUGGAAAACUGAUCAGACAUGGAAAAACCAAGGGCGUGGUGCUGGAUCACGUGGUCAGGGAAAAGGCAAAGGAAGGAAUCCUAACUAUGGAAAACAAUGUUCCUACUGCAACAAGAUGAAUCACACUGUGGGUGAGUGCUUUUGCAAGCACGGUUAUCCACCUUGGUACAAAAAGGCUGACAACAAUCAAGAGAAAAGGAGUGAUUGGAAUUCAGCCAAUGCUUGCCAAAGCAAUUAUGGACCAGAGAUUAUUCACCCUGUUCACCAAGGCGAUACCAAUACUGCCUUCAACUCAUUCACACCGGAACAGAUGAAAAAACUUCUUGAAAUGAUAGAGAAAGCUGAUGAACCCACACAUAAGGUCAAUCAGAUGCAGCGGAAUGACAAAGAGGACAAACCAAGUACUCUUUCUUGGAUUAUUGACACUGGGGCCACUGAUCAUGUGAUCCAUGAGAAAGGAAAUUUUGUCACCUUAUAUAAAAUUAAACCCAUUACUGUCAAGCUACCUAAUAACUCUGUUAUUACUGCUGAACAUGUAGGAAUUGUCCAAUUUUCUAAAGAUUUUGUGAUUUUCAAUGUCCUAUAUAUCCCUGAUUUUUCUUUCAAUCUAAUUUCUGUUCAAAGUCUUAGAAAAGAAUUGAACUACAAUAUAACUUUUUCUUCUAAGGUUUGCCAGAUAAGGGAGAAUUCUACAUUGAAGAUGAUUGGGUCAGAUAAUGGACCUAAGUUCAAUUGUGUCAACUUGUAUGAUCUGUAUGGCAUCGACCACCAAACUAGUUGUGUUGAAACUCCUGAACAGAAUUCUGUUGUGGAGCGGUUGCCUUCUCCCAUUCUUAAUAACAGAACCCCCCAUGAUCUAAUCUAUAAUGCCCCUCCCACUUAUUUGAAUUUGAAAACUUUUGGAUGCCUUUGUUUCGCUUCCACUCUUGAAAAUAAUAGGAAUAAGCUUGACCCAAGAGCUACGAAGGGAAUUUUCCUUGAUUACAAGAGUGGUGUCAAGGGCUACAUUGUGCUAGACAUCAACACUAGAGAGCUGUUCGUAAGUAGAAAUGUUGUCUUUUAUGAAGACGUUUUUCCUUGGAAGGGUCAACAAAACAACAUAGAAAUUAAUAACCAAGAAGUUGACAGAACCACCUUUCUCAAUGACCUCCUAGGCAGUUGUGAUCCUAAUGAUGAUGAGAGAUCAGUUGAAGUGGAGACCAAUGGUCAACAGCAGACACAACAAGACACCACCGACAAAAAUAACGUUGACAAUGAAACUGAUAAUAGUGAAGAAGACCAUAGAUACAAUAGAUCUAACAGGGUUAGAAGGCCACCAGGAUAUCUAAAUGACUAUGUUCAUCAGGUUAAUCAAUCCUUAUCUAUGAAAAACAACCUCAAAACCCCUUAUCCCAUUUGUAAUCUGUUGUCUUGUGAUUCUUUGUCAGAAAAACAUUUGAAAUACACUAUGGCUAUCACUGCAAACACUGAACCUCACUCCUUUCCAAAAACAUGUGUGAAUGGGCAGAAGCUAUGCAAAGAGAAAUCAAAGCCUUACAGGACAACAAUACCUGUUAGAUUACUUAUUGCACUUGCAACCUCUAACAACUGGUUUCUACAUCAACUUGAUGUGGAUAAUGCCUUCUUACAUGGGGACCUAAAUGAGGAAGUUUAUAUGGAGCCACCACCUGGUCUUAAUGUUCACAAAAGGGGAUUUUGUGUCUUUCUUGGAUCAUCCCUCAUCUCAUGGAAAUCCAAGAAAAAAAGCAUUGUUUCCAGAUCCUUCACCGAGGCGAAGUAUCGUGCUUUAGCAGCCACUGCAUGCGAGAUACAGUGGAUCCACUACCUCCUACAUGAUCUACAGGUUCAACAAGCUAGAAUUCCAGCUCUCUACUGUGACAACAAAUCGGCUAGACACAUAGAUCAUAAUUAG